Molecule: messenger RNA, 2109 nt
Organism: Apis dorsata (giant honeybee)
Lineage: Eukaryota; Metazoa; Arthropoda; Insecta; Hymenoptera; Apidae
Product: pro-resilin-like
Exons: 3
Coding region: 167-2074 (635 amino acids)
Source: RefSeq, a predicted model, not a curated record
AGGAGUGACGAACCGUAACAUUAUUGUAAAAAUAAAAGGUUGAAAAAGAAUACAUAUAUACACACAUAUAUAUACAUACAUACAAAGGCGGCAGCCUUUGCCGUUUCUCUUCUUUUUCUUCUUCUUUUUUUUCGCGCGGUGAACGACACCCCUUCAACUUGAGAAGAUGCGGUCCAGCCUGUUAUUCCUGUGUUCCCUCCUUCUCGUAUCCGCUUUUGGAGACCCGAUAAGGAUAAAAAAAGAAGCGCCGUUGAACCCACCCCCGAGUCAAUACGCUCCGCCAGCAACCUCUUACGGAGUUCCCAUAGGAUCCACUUACAACGUACCCUCUGAUUCCUACGGUGCUCCACCACCACCACAACCCCCGUCCUCCUCCUACGGCGCCCCAUCCCCCUCCUACGGCGCUCCAUCGGCCCCUUCCUCCUCUCACGGCGCUCCAUCGGCCCCAUCCUCUUCCUACGGCGCCCCAUCCCCCUCCUACGGCGCUCCAUCGGCCUCAUCCUCCUCUCACGGCGCUCCAUCGGCCCCAUCCUCUUCCUACGGCGCCCCAUCCCCCUCCUACGGCGCUCCAUCGGCCUCAUCCUCCUCUCACGGCGCUCCAUCGGCCCCAUCCUCUUCCUACGGCGCCCCAUCCCCCUCCUACGGCGCUCCAUCGGCCUCAUCCUCCUCUCACGGCGCUCCAUCGGCCCCAUCCUCUUCCUACGGCGCCCCAUCCCCCUCCUACGGCGCUCCAUCGGCCUCAUCCUCCUCUCACGGCGCUCCAUCGGCCCCAUCCUCUUCCUACGGCGCCCCAUCCCCCUCCUACGGCGCUCCAUCGGCCUCAUCCUCCUCUCACGGCGCUCCAUCGGCCCCAUCCUCUUCCUACGGCGCCCCAUCCCCCUCCUACGGCGCUCCAUCGGCCUCAUCCUCCUCUCACGGCGCUCCAUCGGCCCCAUCCUCUUCCUACGGCGCCCCAUCCCCCUCCUACGGCGCUCCAUCGGCCUCAUCCUCCUCUCACGGCGCUCCAUCGGCCCCAUCCUCUUCCUACGGCGCCCCAUCCCCCUCCUACGGCGCUCCAUCGGCCUCAUCCUCCUCUCACGGCGCUCCAUCGGCCCCAUCCUCCUCCUACGGCGCCCCAUCCCCCACCUACGGCGCCCCAUCGGGCCACGGUUCCUUGGGAAGCGAUCAAGGGUACGGUAGUGGCGGAGGAUCGUUCGGCGGAGGCGGAAGCGGGCACGGGGGAGGUGGAGGAUUGUCGAGCUCGUACGGGCCACCAGCCCAAUCCUACGGCCCCCCUUCUGCUCAACCGCCCCAGGGUAGGUGGGAGAAGAAACUGACGUGGAAAGCGGAAUGGAAACGGAUCUGGAAAACGGAGCAGAAGCUGGCUUGGAAGCAGGAAUGGAAGAAGGUGCAGGUGCCCGUGUGGAAGGAGGUUCAGGUGCCCGCUUGGAAGGAGGUGAAGGUGCCUGUUUGGAAGAAGGUUCAGAAGCCGGUGUGGAAGGAGGUUCAGGUGCCUGUGUGGAAGGAGGUGCAGGUCCCCGCGUGGAAGAAGGUUUGGAAACCGGUGUGGAAGGAGGUGCAGGUUCCCGCGUGGAAAGAGGUCCAGGUGCCCGAUUGGAAGAAAAUCUGGGUCCCGGAAUGGGUGAAGAUAGGCAUACCUGGUGAACAGUACGUGGGCAAGGAUCAGCACGGAUGGCAGUACACGAGCCACGAUCUUUGGAAGAAGAAACUGAUCUGGAAACCUGUGUGGAAGAAGGUAUGGAGGACGGAGAAGAAGCAGGUGUGGGUGAGCGAGAAGAAGCUGGAGUGGAAGGCCGAGUGGAAGCAGGUGUGGAAGACGGAGAAGAAGCAAGCGUGGGUGGCCGAUAAGAAGCUCGUGUGGAAGGAGGAGUCGGUACAGGUUUGGGUGCCGGAAAAGAAACAGAUUUGGGUGACGCAGAAGAAGCAGGUGUGGAAGGACGAGUGGAAGAGCAAGUGGGUGCCUGUUUGGAAGGACGUGCAGGUACCGGUGUGGAAGAAGGUAUGGAAGCCCGUUUGGGAGAAAGUUUGGGUACAAGUCGAAACUCACCGCGAUGAGCAUCACGGCUACAAGUAAUUUAUCCCCCCUCUCUUUCUUUCUUUCUCUCUCUC